AUGGUGAUCACGACCAAAGCCACAAUAGCAUGGGCAACACCAGUCCGUCCAGACCAGCUCGGCGAGGCCCUCGAAGCAUACUCCAAAGCAGCACCAACACUACACACUCUCCGCCUGUGCCAUCGAUUCGGCCGGGGCCCGAAAGUGCACGUCACCAGACUUCCAGCCGAGAUCGAGUUGGCCAUAGAAGCACUACUCCUCAAAGCUGCCAAACACCAGAUCGCCACAGACCUGUGGGACUCGGGCGAUCCACUCACGGCGACUUGGUCUGAAGCUUUCCAUCACUUUGAAGGGAAAUGUGCGCCUAUGGACCACAUGCCGGAUAUCUACUCCCCACUCAAUGAUCAAGCCUUUGAUGACCCCGUGUCGUUCUGCGGUCCUUGCGACGAUCAUGAAUACUUUAACACUGACAAGUGCCAGAAAGCUUUAGUCGAUCGAAUGAACGACUUGUUCCUAGCAUGGGAACACGAAUGGGAUGAGGAAUACUGCGGGGGUUGGAGAGAAAGGAUAGACCCAGCCGGUGGCUUCGCGAAAUAUGCUGCGGUCUUAUAUCGCCAUUUCGGUCUGAACGUACACUUCGUCGAGACGAGGUUCGCACAAGAGGACGAUGCGUCAUGGCCUCGCCUCCUCAACCACCGCUACCACACUUUUGAGAAGCUCAAGACCACGCUCUGCUAUCUCACCCUGGCACCACGCCCGGUGGCAGCGAAGCGCUUCGAGCUGAGCGACAUUGAGACGGAGAUUGGAACAGCCUGCGUCUCCGCAGCCCAAGCAGUCACUGUCCCAAGGCAAGACCUAUCUGACAUGUGCGAAAGCGAAAACCUCAAGUUUCGUCGCGCUAUGAAUGUGCUCGGCCUGAGACCAUAUCGUCACCCCAGCCAGCGAGGCCUUUUGAAGGACGCGCCGAUGCCAGCCAAAGCCACGACCACCGGUCAUGAUCUGGAUGCAAUGGGCCAGACUUGGCCGCAGCUGACUUUCAUCUUCCAAGCCGAGUGGAUUGCCUAG
Fulvia fulva is the source of this 1005-nucleotide messenger RNA. RefSeq lists its product as uncharacterized. The transcript has 5 exons. Lineage: Eukaryota; Fungi; Ascomycota; Dothideomycetes; Mycosphaerellales; Mycosphaerellaceae. The coding region runs from base 1 to 1005 and encodes 334 amino acids. The record is from RefSeq and is a predicted model, not a curated record.